Boleophthalmus pectinirostris (great blue-spotted mudskipper) is the source of this 5055-nucleotide messenger RNA. RefSeq names its product KIT proto-oncogene, receptor tyrosine kinase a (gene kita). The transcript is spliced from 21 exons. Bases 307 to 3300 code for a protein of 997 amino acids. NCBI's taxonomy places the organism in Eukaryota, Metazoa, Chordata, Actinopteri, Gobiiformes, Gobiidae. Gene Ontology annotation, cellular component: signaling receptor complex. The record is from RefSeq and is a predicted model, not a curated record. Gene Ontology annotation, biological process: positive regulation of receptor signaling pathway via JAK-STAT; protein phosphorylation; Fc receptor signaling pathway. Gene Ontology annotation, molecular function: transmembrane receptor protein tyrosine kinase activity; ATP binding; cytokine binding.
CGCACAGCUGAGCGACACACGGGACUAAACUGGUACCUGCUCAUACUGUUUUCCUCCUGCACGCCACUUCAGCGCUCCUCACCAUGUUUAUGCACAGGCAAUUCAUCUCUGUGUUGCUUCGGCCUCUGCUUUUGUCGCAAGUUGAGCAUCUGCAGCUUUAAACGCGGUUGUGGGCUCCUCAUAGAACUUCUCCACAAGUGAAGCGCGCUGCCAACGCCACUACACAGGAGCAUAGGACGAGAGACAGACGGACGCUCGGAGCAGAGAGCCGCUGGCGCACCUCGUCAAACCCAUGGAAUAAUCACUAUGGAAUACCAUUGGAUACUCUUGUCUGUCUUUCUGCACUUAACCUUUCACCCAGGUGACACCAAGCCUUCCAUCACCCCCGACACCUCCAACCUGGUCAUCCACUCCCACCUCACCCUUGGGACGUACAUGGUGGUAGAACUUAGCCAACCCUUUGGUCUGCGUUGCCAGGGUGACAGGGUGAUGCACUGGAAGAGGGAGGGCCGUUCCAGAUUGCGCCCCGAGGUACAGGAUGGGAUGUCCACGGUGCGCUUCCAGCGAGCUCUCAUUUUUCAUACGGGACGCUACAUCUGUUCCGAGGAACUGUCUGGGCUACAAACAUCGAUUUAUGUCUUUGUCAGAGAUCCUGACAAUCCCUUCAUAAAAUCAAUGGUGGAUCAUUUAUUGACACGAGAAGGAGAUACAGUGACUAUUCCCUGCUUAGCGACAGACCCAAGUUUGGAUAAGUUGCACCUUCAAACCUGCUCUGGUAAAGGCCUGCCCACUGGUCUAGAAUACACCACUAGUCUGGAGCAGGGCAUCACCAUCUCCAACUCACAGAAGGAGUACAAUGACUGCUACAUCUGCAAAGGAAUACUGGCCGACAAGGAGGUCCAGUCCAUAAACUACCAACUCACUGUAAAACCAGUCCCCCGUGCUGAACCUGUCAUUGACAUGCAGGCUCCAAAGCGCAUGAUUCUCAUCCGCGGGGAGAACCUGUCCCUCACCUGCAACACAUCCAACGUCAACAGUGACAUCCAGCUGGAGUGGCUGACCCCGGCCGGCUCGGGUGCCGUCUGGUAUCCACAGCAACCGGCAGAGGUGAGCACUAAAACCAGUAUCGAGAUGGAGCCGAUCGAAUAUGUGAGCAGUGCCACCCUCAACAUUAAGAACGCAGUGCCCCAGGACACGGGCCGCUACCAGUGCAAGGCAAUGAACGAGAAGGGGGUCAGCUCACAGUCGCUCUGGCUCGAUGUUUACGAAAAGGGUUUUAUUAACCUCACGCCGCAGACGAACACGACCCAUCACGUCCGGUCAGGGGAGAGUCUGACUUUGAAGGUGGACAUGGAGGCCUACCCCAAACCACACAGCUUCUCCUGGUCCUUCAGAGAGUUUGGCCUCCACAACACCACGGAUCACGUCAUCACCACGUACUUCCACCAGUACAGGUUUGUGAGUGAGCUGCGGCUGGUGCGGUUGAAGAUAGUGGAGAGCGGUGUCUACACUUUCAAAGCGACAAAUGGACACACAUCAGUAAACCAGUCAUUCACCAUCUUUGUCAUCAGUAAACCAGAGAUUGUUAAACACAUGGGCCCGGUGGAUGGUCAGGUGCGCUGUGUGGCUGAAGGUUUCCCCGCUCCACAGAUCACGUGGUUCUACUGUGAGCAGUCUUAUGUGAGGUGCUCACAGCAGGUGAAUGCCACACAGGAAGAGCAGAAUGUGAUGACUGUGACGUUGUUCAGUCCUCUGUUUGGGAAGACAGGGGUGGAGAGCCGCGUGAACAUUAGCAGAGGAGGCUUCAGUACGCUGGAGUGUGUGGCCACAGCAGAGGGAGAGCAGGCCUACAUGCUCUUCUCUAUCAGCGAGAAGACAGUUGCUCAUGGUUUGUUCACCCCCUUGCUCAUUGGCACAGCUUCAGCAGCAGCCGUCCUCUGUCUGGUUCUCAUCGCACUCUUCUACAAGUAUCUAAAGAAACCCAAAUAUCAAAUCCAGUGGAAAGUUAUCGAGGGAAUCCAUGGAAACAACUAUGUGUAUAUUGACCCCACCCAGCUACCGUAUGAUCACCAGUGGGAGUUUCCAAGGAAUAACCUGCGAUUUGGAAAAACUUUGGGAUCUGGAGCUUUUGGGAAAGUGGUGGAGGCAACUGCGUAUGGCCUCUCCAAAGCAGACUCCGUCAUGACAGUAGCCGUGAAAAUGUUAAAAUCGAGUGCCCAUUCCACAGAGAAAGAAGCACUGAUGUCUGAACUGAAGGUGCUGAGUUACCUGGGGAACCACAUGAACAUUGUCAACCUGCUGGGAGCGUGCACUGUGGGAGGCCCCACGUUGGUAAUAACAGAAUACUGCUGCUUCGGAGACCUGCUCAACUUCCUGCGCAGAAAACGAGAGUUCUUCAUCUGCUACAAGAACGAGGAGGACUGCUACUACCGCAACGUGCUGCUACAGCGAGAGGCCAAUGGUGACAGCUUGAACGGCUACAUGACCAUGAGGCCUUCUGUCGCUGGCACGCACCCGCUCACGUCCGAGAAGAGGUGCUCGAUACGGAAAGGUGGCUCUUACAUUGAGGCAGAUGAAGGGAAUGAGUUGUUUGAAGAAGAUGGUCUGUCUCUGGACACUGAGGACCUCCUGAGCUUCUCGUAUCAAGUGGCCAAAGGCAUGGAGUUUCUGGCCUCCAAAAAUUGCAUCCAUCGAGACCUGGCAGCUCGCAACAUCCUUCUCACACAAGGAAGAGUGGCUAAGAUCUGUGAUUUUGGUUUGGCCCGCGACAUCACUACAGACUCCAACUAUGUGGUUAAAGGCAACGCACGGUUGCCAGUGAAGUGGAUGUCUCCAGAAAGUAUCUUUGAAUGCGUUUAUACUUUUGAGAGUGAUGUGUGGUCCUAUGGCAUUUUGCUCUGGGAAAUCUUCUCUUUAGGAAAUAGCCCGUAUCCUGGAAUGCCUGUGGAUGCCAAGUUUUACAAAAUGAUAAAAGAAGGAUACAGGAUGGAUGCCCCAGAAUUUGCACCCAAUGAAAUGUAUCAGAUUAUGCAAUCAUGCUGGGACCCUGACCCCGUCAAAAGGCCCCCCUUCAGGAAGGUCGUGGAGAGGAUUGAGCAGCAGCUGUCCGAUGCCACUAAACAUAUUUACCUGAAUUUUAGCUCGAGACUCACACUGACGCCGAGAUCCACAGAGAAGCCUGGUUCCCAAAGUCCCGGUCUGGUCCACCCCCCAAAUAACAACGACCUGCAGACACAGCCCUUACUGCUCCAGCAUGAGGUCUUCCUGGAGGGGACCACUCUGAGAGCCCAGAGAGUUUAACACCAGACGCCCCACCAUGGCUGUCCCUUAAAGUGCCUGUUAAAAAAGAACAUUCCUCCUCCAACGCCCACCUACGGCCGCUCACUGCUCUCGUACCUGUGGAGUUAACUACCACAGAUGGGACAGAGGCAAAACAGAGACCAAGAUCUAUGGCUUUUAUUGUGCGUGUUACGUUACAGCCUGCUUGGUACUGGGAGGACAUUUAACAGACUAUAACUGCUCCCUUGUUUUGGGGUUUGGUGCAAAGAGGUGGAAACGCUCCUCCAAAACUUUCAUCUACCACAUUUAUGACUUUUUUAUUGUCAGUUACAAAUUCUUUACACAUUUCAUAAACCAUAUUUUGUUUCUAUAGUUUUUUUUUCUUUUCUUUUUUUAUGUUGAGUUCUGUUACUUUACACUGUUUCUGCCAUGCAUCCAUGUAGCACUGUGAUACUGGUUGCAAUUCUCGGAGGAAAUUAAGCACUCGAGGCACUUCAAGGAACUUUCCACAUCAUUUUUCAUAUCAUGAAAUGCAGCUUUCUAUUUUGUUUUUGUCAGUAUUAUUUUCACCUGUUCAGCUCUGUUAAAAUGAAGGAGAUAACAGUAUAUUUGGGGGCCAAUUCAGUUGAAAUAAUGAUUUAAAAAAAUACUAGUAUAUAAGCUAUUAGACAGGGAGAGCAGACAUGCGGGUGCACCUAAAACUUAGCAAACUCAUUUGUAUUUUACAUGGAUUAGCCUACCAAACAUCAGUGUCUUAAAAUGUUUCUUUUAGAAUUGGUACGCUAGCUUCCAGUGUGUGUUUGGUGACAUUUUAGUGGGUGGCAAAGCAAAGAUGGAGAUUAACCUUUGGAGUUUUGUACAGUUGUAAAAUUGACUCUGUUGCAUCCAGUAUAUGACUAUUGUUUACAAGAAGCACUAGACCAGACGGUACUGCCAUUUUGAGAUGAGUUUCCCUUUCGUUGAAACACAAUGAUGAAGGAAACUUUUGUGUAGAUAGAUUUGCAUUGUAAAGUUGAUACAAUCAGGGUCACGUGAAUGCCAUUUUAAAGUGGACUGCAGUGAGGACUGGGAAAGCUACAGGGGUCCGAGCCACAACACAACAUGGUUUAGAGUCGGCCUUAUUGCUAUCCGGCCAGUAGCAGUUUUCCCAAAUUUCUCCAGCUGUUUCUUGAUCCAGCUUUGGGGAUUUGAGCACCUCUAUGUUCAUAGGACUUCCCCAUUGGUGGAUGUAAGUGUCCUGUAUGUGUGGAUAGACCUAAAUAGUGUGUGUAUGCAAGUGUAUUAGAAGGUUUAAAGAGGUGCCACUCCUUAUCAUUGUAUAGGAACCCACAGUCUCUACUCUACUGUCAAUGUAAAUAUUAAUGUACGUAUUAUAUUUUAAGUUGAUGCUUUUGGACAAAUGAAGAUAUGGUACAUCGGUGCAGAAUAUUUGAUGCUGUAUUUUCUUAGCCUAAAUGUGCUCAGAAAUGUUGAUUGUAACUGGAGGCGCUCCCUGUGUGUCAGUCACCAUGGAAACUUAACAAAAAAAAUCACUUACUUUUUGGCAAUUUUCUUGACUUUAACCCUGGCAGCGCUUACGUCGAUCUGCUUGGUUAUAAUGAGGCUCACCAUCACUGUCUAAAAGGCACAGUGAAAAGAGACUAUUUUCCUGUGACAGUUUCCUCCUCCUCCCCUGCAGAGGCUCUAUAUUUAUUUAACCUAAAGCUUUAGUGACACUGUGUACAUUUGAUGUGAUGCUAUUAAAAUGUGUCAAUGUAAAUAAAAGUAUAAAAUUUA